Molecule: messenger RNA, 3198 nt
Organism: Hansenula anomala
Lineage: Eukaryota; Fungi; Ascomycota; Saccharomycetes; Phaffomycetales; Wickerhamomycetaceae
Gene: TSC11
Product: TORC2 complex subunit TSC11
Exons: 1
Coding region: 1-3198 (1065 amino acids)
Biological process (GO): TORC2 signaling
Cellular component (GO): TORC2 complex
Source: RefSeq, a predicted model, not a curated record
AUGAGUUAUGUCGAUGACGACGACUCGUUUGGGAGCUUUUCCGAUGGUGAAACCAACGAUGUCGCUGAAAGUCCCACAUUUGCAGUCACGGAUCUAUUGACUAGUCUUGGAGAGAAGAAUCAAGAUGCUGAUUAUUUGGUGACGAAAGGGAAUGAUCUAGUGAUUUUGCUUCAGCAGUACCCAUAUAUCAAGGAAGAUUUGGUGUUUAGCGCGUUUGGCCAUCGUAUUCAAAAUUUGUUGAUCCACAGUAAGAAAGAGGUGGUCGCUACAGGUUAUAGAAUUUGCAGAUAUUUUGUAUCAGAUACUAAUUCAAUCAAGAAUCUAAUGGCACUAAGGAUUGAUGUUAUGAUUGUUGUUUCUUUUGCCAAGGGUUCUGGAUACGAUAUUGAAAGAGAGCAGGCUCUCAAGUUGGUCAGAAGAAUCAUGGCCGUGAAAGACGGUGUAAAUGAGUUGACGUUGGGUAUUGCAAAUGCUAUUCAGGCAAUAGCUGAGCAAAUUGACGAAAAAAUGAGAAAUGUUUGCAUUCAAACGAUGUGUGAAAUGUCGUUGCUAAGACCAGAUCUAAUACGACCUGACUCAUUAGUACAGUUCAUCAUUGAUGGUCCUUUUGAACAAUCACACAUAUGCACAAUCGUUUUAUUAGCACAUCUUGAUUCAGCAGUAGGGAGAAGUUAUAUCAGAAGAUCUGAUAUAUUGAGAUUAAUAUCUCCAUUCACAGAAUUUCCAGUAAAGGGGCAUCUCAAUAAUGAAAAGUUGCAAGUCAGUGCACUUGUAUUAUCAAGACUCUUGAAAAAUUUUGCUGGCCUUAAUGCCUUUUCCAUUAAUAACUUUGAACCCUUGAAAGAUCUCAUAGCAUGCUUAUCAUACCCAGUCAACAGUGUUGUUUCCAAAUUACUAGACUUACUCUUGGACAUUCUAAUGAUUAACCCACUGAACAAGAAGAUCACGUCCCACAACAAAAUGGUAUUAGUUCCCAUGAAGCCUGAAAAUGAAUUUAUUCUCACAACUCAAUACCUUUCUAUGAUGAUUCUUAUAUUGAUGGAAUGUGGUGUCAUUGAAAUGUUACUGGAUGUUAUAAAAAAAUCGGAAGAUGAAAGUAACUGUACCAAGGCUGGCUUUUUAUUAACCGAAAUUUUCAAUUUGACCAAUAAUUUGGUUCCUACUGAAAUGCUGGAAAAGUUUGUCGAUGCAAUACCCCGAUUGAAUGAAGAUUACGAGACAAGUCUUUCAGAUAGUAUCAAUGCAAUUUAUGCAAUUGAAAAGUUAUCAAGAAAGUCAAAUAAAGGAAGAGCAAAUUGGGGACUUCAAAAUGUGAAAACCAACGAAAACUUUAUACAAAUCUCCAAAAAUUCCAAGAAUAAGACUAAUCUAAACAUUGAUGAUACCAGAAUGAAGCAAAUGAUGCAAGAGUCCCGUGUUUUAACAACUAAAAGUUUUUCAAAAUGGAACUGCGAUGUACUCACUGAUUUGUUUAAGGGACCAUUCAUGAACGGAAAAAGGCUAGAAGAAGUUAAUAGAACAACCAAGUUUUUGAAAAGAUUGUUAUCUUUUUAUAGACCUUUCAAGCACAAAUUUUCUGGUACCAAAAAGACUAGACAAUCACAGAGAUUUACAAGGCUAGGGUGCGUGAUUGUUGAAACGCUAUUAACUACAAAUGAAGGACUUAGGAUUUUGAGUGAUGGGAAAAUGUUGCCUCAGAUAGCCGAGUGUCUUGCUCAAGUUGAUCCAUUUAGUGGAUUUGUUGCUAAGGAACAAAUUUUCAGCAAAGAGAGAUUAGCCACUACACUCACUGAUGGUUACUUCAAAAUUUUAGGUAUAUUUUCAAGUAGUGAAGUUGGUAACAAACUUCUUGAGCAAUGGAAAAUAUUUAGCAUAAUGCAUCAUAUUAGCGAUGAUAGCUUCAAGAGAGAUGAUUUGAUAUUUCUGUUUAUGGAUGAAAUAAAAUUUGGGAGACAAGGUCAUUCUAGGGUUUUAUUAUCAAAGUUUUUACACUCACAGAAUAAAGCAAUAAAGAUACACGCUACUAAUCUGAUUCCAAAGCUACUUCACGAAAAAGAGUCCAAUGCUUUUGCUUGUGAGAUAUUAGUUGACCAAUUAUAUGAUGCGGACUUUGAGGUUUGUUCUCUGGCUAUUGAUAUCUUGAACAAAUAUUGUGAGGAAUCUGAAGAAAAUUUGAUGCAAAUUAUUUCGCUAUCACCAAGUAUUCCAAUUUUGAAAUUAAUGGGAUCAAGUGGUAAUUGUCUUUUAAUGAAAUUUUUGUCAGCUCCUACAGGGUUCACAUAUCUCAAUAAUUCCAAUUUCAUAAAUGAGGAGUUAGAGUCAUGGGUUUAUGGGAAUAAAUACCUAUCAUAUGUUCUUCAAAUUGAAAGAAUGUUGAUGGCAGUUGAAGAUGUUGAAUUGGAAAGUAUCAAAACAAGAAAUUUACCAUCAAACUUUUUUGGAGAAUUGGUUCAAACAGAAGAAGGAUUUAAUGUUGUUUUGCGUUCUGGUGCUUUUACUGAAUUUAUGAAUGUUAUUCGUUUAUAUUCAACGAGUUUGCUGAAGCCUCUAAAGGAAAUCGAGAUUGAUUUUCUAAAGACUAAAGCCUGUCUUUGGACUAUUGGGUUUAUCGGAUCAAGCACUUAUGGUAUUGAAUCGUUAGAUGUUAAUGGUUGUAUUGAAGAUGUUGUUCAAAUUGCAAAUAACAGUUCAAAUAUAGGUAUGAGGGGCACUGCAUUUUAUGUUUUAGGCUUGAUAGCUAGAACUGAUCAAGGUAUUGAGAUUUUGGAUGAUCUUGGAUGGAACUCUAAAUUAAAUCUUUAUGAUAAACCAAUUGGGAUUACAGUUCCUUAUGAUAUAAAUCAAUUUUUUGAAGGAAAUGAAAGUAAGCUUGAAAUAUCAUUACCAGGAAGUAGAGUUCAAAUUGAAAGCUUAGAUAAAAAUGAUGAGGUUUUAGAGAAAUUGAUGGAAUUAAUUGGGAAUCUAUGUAACCAUGUGUUUUUAAACAGUGCAACUAAAGAAUUAACUUCAUUAUCCAAAAGAUACCCUGAAUAUUUUGAGGAUCCAGAUAUUUUUUUCCAGGUUUUAAAAUACUUUGAAGUUUACAAGUACAGGUACACUAUUAGAAAAUUUAUUAUUGAAUUGUUUAUUGGGAAUGGUAGGUUAUUAGAAGUUGUUGCUAGAAGGGAUAGAAGAAGAAUUAGGGAACGUACUGCAUGA